Sander lucioperca (pikeperch) is the source of this 14398-nucleotide messenger RNA. It is a transcript of the gene apoba, whose product is annotated as apolipoprotein Ba. The coding region runs from base 932 to 14164 and encodes 4410 amino acids. NCBI's taxonomy places the organism in Eukaryota, Metazoa, Chordata, Actinopteri, Perciformes, Percidae. Gene Ontology annotation, biological process: cholesterol homeostasis; lipoprotein transport; cholesterol transport. Gene Ontology annotation, molecular function: low-density lipoprotein particle receptor binding; cholesterol transfer activity. Gene Ontology annotation, cellular component: low-density lipoprotein particle; mature chylomicron; very-low-density lipoprotein particle. The transcript is spliced from 29 exons. The record is from RefSeq and is a predicted model, not a curated record.
AGUGUUGUUCUGAAAGUGAUGUUCGAUACUUUUCUUCCUUUUAAUUCCAUAUUGAAAGUAUGACAUAUAUUUCUGCAGUGUACGUAGAUUGGCUGAGAGACUUGGGAUUGAAAUGCAGGUCACACCCCGACUGCAGACCUUCUGUUGUAAGGGAGCCUAGGUCAUAUCAACAGGACCACUUAGCAAUUCCUUAUUAAUGCAGUCUUGACUCUGGUUUAAAGGAGGGCUUUGAUUGUCUUCAGUGUAAAUACCAAUUUUGAUCUGGUAUCUGUUCCAAGCCUAAUUUACAGCUGUAAUAAAAUGCAAAAGACAUUACAAUUUGUAGGAGUUGUAAGGCCGCCCCCCUAAACAGUCUCUGUGUUCUGCCCAGAGAUAUCCUAUAGGGGCAUCUAUACAUCUCCAAGAGUAGAAUCAACCAAAGUAUAUGUGCUCUGUGUCACUAAAGGAACAAUACUGAUGUUCAUAUAAUUUGAUAUAGUGAAACAAAGCAGUCAAAAGAUUUUAUUAAAUGUUUCAACUCAUCAGAAGUCUCUCUAUUAUCAUAGUUAUUCUAAUAGUCCAGGAAUUAUUGAGCAAAACAAAAUUAAUCGUUACAGUACACAGUCUGGCUGUUUGUUUACAGCUGCAUUUUAUUGUGCAAUCCUGUAUUUACACUAACAAGAACCCCUCUUUUGUCUGAAGACACCUAGAAAAUCCUUACCUAGACUGCUACUGUAUGUACUUAGGAAUAACCUUCGGUGCUUGUCAAAGUUUGUACUUUGAAACGACCACCCAGGCUUUGCUGUGUCUGUCUACCUGUGGUAGUCAGCAGGGCUGGCUUAUGGAGGGACAGGGAAGAGGGGACUUUAUAAAAGAUCUGGGUAGAGGUGUUACUGUAUUAGUCAAGACUGAGGGAGCUGAAGAACACGGAGGGAACCCUUUUCUUUAGCCCAUGAUGGGUUACAGCAACCUGUGUCUGCUACUGCUGCUGAGCAGCUACACGUUGGCCCAGGAAGGCAAUGGCAGUAAUGAACAAAGUUCAACGUGUCUGUUGGCAUCCAGAUUCAAGACCUAUAAGAAAUAUGUGUACCAAUACACCACAGUGAGCAGAAAUGGUGUGGUGGGCACUGCUAACCUGAAGAAUGGCCCUAAGGUCUCCUGUCAGGUAGAGAUUGAAGUCCCCCAGAUGUGCAGAUUCGUCAUGCACACCAGGGACUGUGCUCUCAGUGAGGUGUCUGUCAUGGAUCCCCAGGGCCAGCCGGUUUACAGGCAGGCCCCCGGCUCUGAGGCCUUCCAGGCUGCCAUGGAAAGGAACCUUCUUAGGUUCACUGUGGAAGGAGGUACCAGUGUUCAACUUUUCCCCAAGACAGAUGAGCCAGUCAACAUCCUUAAUAUUAAAAGAGGAAUCGUUUCAGCACUCAAUGUGCCCGUCAUGGAGGAUGAACAGAAGAGCCUCAUGAGCACAGUGCAUGGCCAAUGUUUAACAGAAUACCUGGUCCAUGCCAGGAAGGAUAUUGCCACAGAUGUGACACUGUCCAGAGAUCUGUCCCAGUGUGACCAGUUUUACAGCAGGAAACUAGUCAACAGCCCCCUGGCCCUGCUGCAAAAACUGCAUGGCCCCAUGUCUAAACUGAUUACAAGCACCCAAGACUGCAACUACCAGUUUGAUAACAAGGGAAAGCACAUCACAGCAGCCAUGUGCACAGAAAAACACAUCUACCUGCCAUUUUCCCAUGAGGGCAAUGGAAUAUCAUCUGUGGUGACCCAGGAUCUCAGCUUUCAAAGCUCCAAAAGGAUCAACAACAAAGCUUUUGAUGUGAACCCCAGCCAGACCAAACCACUCUACUUUGAAGACCCUGAUGAUAAAGCUCCAAUACAGACGAAGGACGCUGUUCUGGGCACCCUACGGGAGCUUGUGGCUCUGGCAGGCACAGACCACGGUCAAAAGAGGACUAGCCUUUUCCAUAAGCUGGUGUCCAGCCUGCGCGUCCUAAGGAAUGAGACCCUGAGCCAGAUAGUCACUGAGAUGUUGGAUAUGUCAGGCUGGCUCACCUGGCAGGCCCUGUUUCAGUGUGGAACCACAGAGUGCACCAGCGCCAUCCUCCACACUAUCAGGAGCUUUGAUGGGUUGUCACCAGAGGUGGACGCUCUAGUCUAUGGGCUGAGUCUACAGGCUGACCCUGAUGCCACACGUGUCCGAGAUAUGCUCAGCAUGGCCCAGUAUAAACAGAGCAGGGCAAUUAUGUAUGCUCUAGCCAACACAGUCAAGAAGUUCUAUAAAUCAGAGGUUACUCCAGUGGUCACAGAUGUGUCAAAGUUCAUGGAAACACUCUUAAAUGACUGCACGGGAGAAAUCUUUGAUGAUGACUCUGACUUUCCCACUGACCCCGAAGACAUGCCCUUCCUUGUACUGAGGGUUGUUGGUGUCAUGGGUCAAGCCAUGCAAGCUGUCAGCCCCAGUCUGAUUUCCUCCAUUUUGCGUUGUGCUAAGAAAACAAACAUUCCAUUAUCAAACCAAAAGGCAGCUAUACAGGCCUUUAGGUUGAUGGAUAUUAAUGAUGAGGUCAGAAACAUUUUCAUGGAGGUGUACAAGGAUGCUAAGAGCCCUGUUGAAAAACGUGUAGCAGCCUACCUGAUUCUGAUGAAGAACCCAGACCAAGCCCUGGUUAGAGACAUUCUGUACAAUUUGGAGAAUGUGAGGAACGAGCAGCUCAAAAGCUUUGUGGUUUCCCACCUGAAAAACAUCCGCAACUCCGGCGAGCCACAAAUGCAUCAACUCAGAGAGUACAUUGAGUUGGCCUUGAAAGAUCAGCUAUCACCCGCAAACAAGGUAUUUGAUGGCAUGUCAAGCAACUACAAAAUAGACUCUCCCUUGGGCUCCGUGCAAAGUAACAUAAUCUUCGGUGCUACGGACACCUUACCUAAGGAGGUGAUGCUGGAGACCACUUUAAAGGUUUUUGACUACAACUAUGACAUAUUUGAGGUUGGUGUUGAGGGAACUGGAUUUGAACCAACAAUUGACGCUCUCUUUGGAGAGAAUGGUUUCUUCCCUGACUCCAUCACCAAAGUCAUGUACUGGGCAGGGGACAAAGCCAAGAUGCUCAGAGAGGUUUUGGAUAGAAUGGCCCCCGAAAGAGACAGAAUGAAGAGACAGGUCCCAAAGGAUCUUCUGAAAGAUAUCACAAACAGCGUUCAGAAGCUCAUGGAUGACGCACGUUUCUCUUCAGCCCCUGAAGCCAUUGCCUAUCUCCGGCUUCUAGGAGCUGAGAUAGGAUACAUCAAGACCAGCGACAUGAAAAAGAUGGCUGAGACUCUGUCCAUGUACUACAAUGUUUUCAUCAGGGUCCUACCUGUCAAGGCCUAUUUUGCAUUGAUAUCUAGCACUGAAAAUGAAGUCUUUGGCCACUACAUCUUCAUGGAGAAUGCCUUCUCUUUACCCACUGCCUCUGGCUUUCCUCUAAAGUUCUCACUGGCUGGUGUGUUUGCACCUGGUGCCAAAGGAGGCCUGACUUACUCACCUGCUAACACAAUGACUGACUUGUCCUUCAUGCCUUCAGUUGGGCUAGAAUUCAUCACCCAAAUGGGUGUGCACAUUCCAGACUAUGUGGAGGCUGGGCUUGAGAUGCACACUAACAUGUACCAUGAGAGUUCCCUCAAUGCUAAGAUCACCAUGAGCAGAAAGCAGAUGAGGCUGUCCAUCCCUGCCCCUAAAUCAAACACUCAGUUGUUCAGCAUUAGCAACAAGCUGCUAUCAGUGUCCUCUGGUCAAACAAAAAUAGUGCCAUCCCUGGUGGAGGACCGGACUGACUCAACGGACUGCCAGCCCCUUUUCUAUGGUCUGAAAUUAUGCACAAUAGCACGUUACUCCAAUGCUACUUCAGUGGACCAGGCCCCAUAUUACCCCCUGACCGGAGAAAGCAGGUUUGCAGUUGAAAUCCAGCCGACAGGGGAAGUUUCAGAGUACACUGCCACCAUCACUGACGAAACGCUCAGAGAGGGUAAAAAGGGUCGGCAUAAAGUAGACUCUCUGACGCUAACCCUAAAGGCAGAAGGGUACGAUUCAUCUGAGGCCACUGUAGCUCUGAGAUACAACCACAACAAGAGCACUCUCACCGCUGAGGUUGUCAUUCCUGACUACAAUGUGGAAGCAGGCAUCAAGCUGGCUGUAACUGACAGUGAUGCCAAAGGAAAGAAGAUGAGAGGUAUCACCAUUGAUGUCACCAACAGGAACAUCCCACAGCUGACUCUUGUUGGACACUCAAGACUUGACAUGAUGAAGAAUGCCAUGCUGCAACUCCAGAUGGCCAUUCCAUCUCUGAAAACUGAUGCCUCUGUCACUGCAACUCUGAAGAGGGAUGAUGAUGUGUUCAUGGACUUAGAGACAGUCAUCAACCUCCCUGAGACAUCCUACCAACAGAAAGCUUCCCUUAAAUACAAUGAUGACACGUUUGAGGUGGAACUGAAAUCACAUCUGAAGUCAGAGAUUCAGAAACUGAUCCCAAAUAUAGAGAAUCAUCACAGGCAGAUGCAACAGCUCAUCGAUCAUAUCCUGGACCAGAAAGUGGCAAAGACUGAUAUGAAACUGCGUCACAUAGUGACCAAAGGAAUUGAGGCAGGUGAUAUAUGGUUAGACAAACUGACAGCAAGCAUCCCCUACCUUGCACACCUGCGGAGUAAGAGGAGCAUCUCAGAUCUCACCCUGCCAGCCCUGCCUGAGAAACUGUUUCUGCAGUCUGACAGUUUGUUCCGAUACCAGUUCAACAAGGAUAAGCUGGCCAUCUCACUUCCUCUUCCACAUGGAGGCAAAAAGUCAGAAGAUAUAAACAUACCAACCACUCUGUCUAUUCCCCUUAUAGAUUUACCAGAGAUAGGUCUAUAUAUCCCUGCCAAAAACUAUCCACUACCAUCAUUCACUAUACCACCUUCUUUGGAUUUCACUGUCCCCCUUCUCGGUCUGGCUGAAGCAUCCACCAAGAUCAAUAGCAACUUUUACAGCUGGGAAGGCUCCAUCACUGGGGGCAACAACACUGUUGAUGUCCCAAGCUACAUUGCACAGUACAAAGCUAUGGCCCAAUCACCUUUUCAUCUACUGUCAUACAAGCUUGAAGGAAUCGGGAUGAUGUCAGGAAGAGCUGAUGAUAAUCUCAAGUAUCUUCUGAAUAGUUCCUUCAGCCAUAGUCUCAUUGACACAAGCUUCAGUGUCUUAGAAACCUUAAAGGUAACCAACAAAUUGAAUGCAAGAGCCAGCUACAAGAUUGAAGCCUCUAGUCCAGUAGGCAUGCAAGCCUCUCUUUACUACUCUGCUCAGUCAACUUCAGCUCUAGAUUCAGAUGAAGUCUCAGGAGAUGGCACUGUGGACGGAUCACUUAAAAUAGGUUCAUUCUACACCAAUACCUCCUACACCCACAGAUACAACCUACAUCCACUAGAUGGAGAAGGAAGAGGAGAGUCCACCCUGCACAUCAACUUGCCAUUUAUCGAAGUUCACAACAUGAUACAUGGAAUCUAUGCGAACUCUGAGUUGAACAUUGUGUUCAAAACCAAUGUCCAGAAGGAUGUUAUUAAGCAUGCAGCAGAGCUCAAGUAUAAAGAUGCACAACUAACCCUAAAGAGCAAUGCCAUUGCCACAGCCAUGGGUAAAUCACUCAAUAACAAAGUUGAGCUUAGUGGGUCCAGCCAUAUGGCCAUCCUCACAAUUGAGUCACAGGCAGAUGAUGACACAAAUAGGGCAUACUCACUUAUAACAGGAUCCCUGGAUUUAAAUGGGCUUAAGGUAAACUCUGAAGGUUCCCUCACCGUUGAUACAGGUCGUGGAUUGCACAAAGCUUCUGUUAUGAUUGGUAGAAAUGGUCUGACCACAAGUGGAACUAACAGCAUUCAGUGCAGCUCUGUCACGGUGGAGAAUAUAUUCAGUGGUGAGAUAGACAACAAUGGAGCAUUCCUGUCCUCUGGGACCAAAGUGAUGGCUGAGGAGAGCAGAGGAGAGCUGAGCAUUGAGGGUAAAAUCACACCUGUGGUAGCCUCUUUGAAUGGUGUCCUUAAGGGCCAUGCAUAUGGUGCAACUACAAGAAACAACAUUGAUAUUUUACUUAACCAAAGGGCUCUGACCUUUACUAGCAAUACAAUGGGAACAUUGAAGCAGAUGAAUACAGAAAAUAGCCAAACACUGACCCUCACUAUGUGGACCCUAGCCCUGCACUCCAAGACUAACAACUUCAUCUGUGAAGAUAUUUACUACAAGCAAGACACCAAUGUUGAUAUGAAACCAUUUGUUAUAUCGUUUGAUAUGACAAAUGAUCUCAAGUUGUAUGAUGUCAGUUUGAACAAUGAAGGUCACAUGAAGCUUGAGCUGAUUAAGAUGGAUCUGAGUGGAAGGAUGAAGGGAUCUUAUGGAGAAGAACACAAAAUGAAUCAUAUCUAUGAACUUAAGUAUGAUAAUAUGGCUGGUACAAUAAAACACAGCAUGUCUGGAAAUGUAAUGGAUGCCCAGCUAAGUCACAACUGUGAACUUGAGUUUGCUGCCCUUUCCUCCAAGACAAACUGUGAGGCACGAAUAUAUUCUGAACCUUUACGUUUUGACAGCACCAUUCGCACUAUGGCACUGCCUUUCAGCCUCACUGUUGAUGCUCUUAUCAACAGUGAUGGAGAAAUGAAUCUAUACGGGAAGCACACCGGACAGCUGUACAGCAAGUUGUUGAUUAAAGCUGAGCCCCUAGCUCUUGCAUACUCACAUGACAACCAAGUAUCAAUCACACAUAUGCUUUCAAGUGGGGAGUCUUCCACUAAUUUGGACAACAAAUUUGAUGGCCUCCUGACACCAAGUGACCAAUCUCUGACCUGGAAAGUAAAAUCUGAACUAAACAACCAUACUUAUAACCAGGACAUCAGUACUUACAAUAAUCCUGAGAAGAUUGGAUUUGAGUUUUCAGGAGUAAUGUUAACAGACAUUUUCAGCAAAUUAAGCAAAGACAAGAGAUCAGAAAUACAAGAAUUAGGUAUGGCUGGAUUCCUCAAGUAUGAUAAGAACAGUGACUGUCAUAUCAUUAACAUCCCAUUCAUUAAGAGUUUUCCUGUUGCUUUUGAGAAGCUCAAGAACACAUGUGUACAAGCCUUAGAAUUGCUUCAACAAUCCAUCAACAAUUUAGAUUUUAAUCAGAGAAUUACUGACUUUAAAGCCAAGUUAGAUCAGCUACCUAUGCAAGUGAGUGACUUCAUGCAAGUAACUGACUUAGAGAACAAAAUGAAUCAAGUAAAAGCAAAACUUGAUCAUUUAAUCCAUGAGUUUGCUGUAACAAUGGAUGACUUAGAGGUUGCAAUGAACAAUUUGAGAAAAAACAUGGAAAAUAUGGUAAUGGUCAUUGCCACCAAAUUGAGAGACCUCAUCCUUACAGUCAAAGACUAUGUCAAGGCCGGACACCUUGCCAACAAUAUAACAAAAGUACUUUCACAAAUUGGAAAUCAGCUUUGGGCCUUUGAUGAGAAGUAUGAAAUCAAGCAGUCAUUUAUUAAAGUACUUGAUGCCUUUGAGGACAUAAUCAGACAGAUUGAUUUACAGAAGCUCACAGAAAGCAGUGCUGGGUGGCUGCGAGAACUUGAUUCUAACUAUGGAAUCUUGGAGAAAAUCAAAGACAAACUGUCCAAAAUGAAGCAGUCCAUUGAGAACUUUGAAGUCAACAUGUUUUUACAAACAUUAGAGGAUUAUCUUCUCUCAAUUGAUUUGGCCAUGUAUGUUGAACAGCUAUCAUAUAAAAUCCCCUCUUCAGACAUAGCAAAUAUGAUGGAAUCUAUUAAUGAUGUUAUUGUAAACUGGAUUGAUGAAUAUGAAAUCCCCAACAAAAUAAAUACAGUGUAUUUUUACAUUAGGGAUUUACUUUUAAAAUACAGUCUUGAUAAUACAUUUAAAGAAUUAAUGGAUCAGGUAGUAAUUCUAAUCAAGGAAAUCAAAAUUGAUAAGACUGUGCAAUUAAUGGUAGAUGCUCUGAAAUCUAUCAACUUUGAAUUUGUUUAUGAUAGAAUUAUGCAACUUCUGCACAGUGUGACAAGCCAGCUCAGAGAAAUUGAUUUUAGGAAAAGCAUUGAUGACCUUAAUGGAUGCAUUUCUUUAAUGCUUAAGUCAAUCAAGGAAUUUGACUACAGUGCAUUUGUUAAUGAGAUUAACAAGAAAAUUGAUGAACUAACAAACUAUAUCAAUGAACAGAUUAAAACAUAUGAGAUUGUGCAAAAAAUUGAGGCAGUUAGGGAAUUUCUUAGAGAGAUCCAAAGUUCCAUCUUCACAUAUUUGCACAAACUCAAAAACACAAAGGUAGCUGACGCUUUAAAGAAACUGAAAAAAGUGAUUGACACAACAUUUUACAAUGACAUCAAGUUAAAAGUGCAGGAUAUCCUUGAGGACAUGCGACAAAGAAUCCUUGACAUGAAUAUCAGAAAUGAAAUGAACAUUUACCUCCAAAGGGCAAGCCAAUCCUACAGUAAUGGGGUGUCCUACAUUUCUGCGCAGUUUAACCAACUGAUGGAGAAGAUCAGAAAAGUAGCCAAUGACAAUGAGAUUAUCACCCAGAUGAAGCAAACUGUAGAUGGAGUUCUGGGUGCACUGAAGAGAGCUAAGAUUGAAAUUCCCACUUUUACUGUACCUCUCACUGACCUUGUCAUUCCAGCGUUUACAAUCAACUUGAACAAACUGCAGGAAAUCAGCAUCCCAGCUCAAAUUUCAGUCCCUGAGUUCACCAUCCUCAACUCCUACACAAUUCCUGCCUUCACCAUAGACUUUGAUGAGAUCAAAGCAAAUAUAGUUGCAAUCCUUGACAAAAUCCAAGCAUUUGAGAUCCAAACACAUGAUCCUGAGAAAAUCUUUGGUGACCUUAAAGUUCUUUACCUAUCUGAACUACCAGAUCUCACCUUUCCAGAAAUAACUCUUUCCGAAAUAAAAUUUCCAGCCUUCAAUAUCCCCAAAUUAAAUCUGAAUGGCUUUGAAAUUACAAUGCUUCCAAUUCCAGAGAUCAAAUUGCCUGAGGUUCCCAGUGACAUUUGUAUCCCAGUUUUUGGCAAACUACAUGGAGAAUUUAGAGUGAACUCCCCUCAGUACAUUCUUGAAACUACAGGGAAGAUUGAGAACUCAACGUCCACACCAAAAAACCCACAGUUUACAGCCACUAUUACUUCUUAUGCCAAAUCACCCUUUGAACUCCUUGAAUACAGCUUUGAAGCCACUGCUCAGUUGGAAGCUCCCAGAAUGAAGAAUUUGCUAUUCACAGAAAAAGUGAAAGCCUCAUAUGUGGCCUUCUCGAUUGAUCAUGAAGGAUCCUUGACACUCACUGGCUCUUCUGCUGAGGCUUCUGCUAAGACCACUACCAAGGACACAACCCAAAUGUACACAACAGACUUGGUCAACAAUAUGGCACUUACAAUAAAGAAUGGAAUCUCUGUAGCCAUAGACACAACCUACAACCACAUCUUGGACAUCCCGUCAAUUGAAACUUCAAGUCAGGCAUCAAUGAAACAGAAUAUAGCAGCCACAAUGGAAUCAGGCAGAAUAACUGUGACCGGUGAAACUACUGGUAAUGGAAAGUGGUCCAUUCAAGACUACUCUGAUGAAGGUACAUACAAAAACAAUGUAGAAUUCAACAUCAAUUUUAGCACGGCCAAGUUAACUUUUGUAGGAGAAGCAGACUGUAAGGCCAUGAAAUCUAAGCAAACACUGACUGCUGAAUCAGUGGUCUUAAGCCAUAUCACUGUUGAAGCAAUAUGUGAAACUGAACUUCCAUUUGUCAAGAAGAGUGUUGUGGUUUUAAAUGGAGAGGCUCAUGUUGGGGAAUUGAAAGUUGCGUUGACAGCCUCUCAUGAUGCUGAAUUCACUGAAAGUCUGAGUGGAUUCAUGGCCAACUCGCUGGAAUUCAUGACCCAUCCAUUUGAGAUUGUGCUUGAUGUUAAGAAUAAAGUAAAUUUAAAGAUGUUCUUCCCCUUGAAACUUAGUGGAAAGGUGGAUCUCCAGCAUGACUAUGGUGUCAUACUAAACUCUGAGAAGCAGCGUGCCUGUUGGUUUACUUUGGCAAGAUUCAACCAAUACAAGUACAAUCACAACUUCACAGCAGAAAACAAUGAAAUGGAAAUCUUAUUUCACUCAUCAGCUAAUGGAGAGGCUAAUUUGGACUUUUUAACUGUUCCUUUAUCUAUCCCAGAGAUAACUGUACCUUAUCUUGCGAUUAAAACCCCUGAGGUCAAAGACCUUUCUCUGUGGGAAAAUGCUGGAUUUGAAACCUUGCUUACCACUCCUCAACAGUCAUUCAAUAUGAAUCUAAAGCUUUAUUACUACAAGAACGCUGAUACACACAGCUUUGAAUUACACCUUGAACCAAUUUACAAUACAAUUAUUGGCAAUGCCCACAUUAUUCAUGCUCAAUUUGAACAAUGUAGAGACAGAGUAGUUGUACUUCUAAAUGAUUCGUACAACCAAGCAAAGUUACAGUAUAUCAAACACAAAAUAGACACUUCUAGCUUGCCUCCUAGAAUCUUCACUGUCCCUGGAUACAAAAUACCAGUAUUAAAUAUUGAGGUUUCUGCUAUUAGGGCUGAGAUGCCGGCCUUUAGCUACUUUGUUCCCAAGGAAAUUAGUACACCAAGCUUCAAAGUUCCAGCACUGGGUUUCUCUGUUCCAUCCUAUACCCUUGUGCUACCAUCUUUAGAGUUACCUGUCGUCCAUGUUCCAGAAACUUUAAGUGAAAUAAAGCUGCCCACUUUCACACUACCAGCCAUUCAGAACCACAUUUUGAUCCCAGCUAUGGGUAACAUAACUUGUGACUUCUCCUUCAAAUCCACUUUUAUUAGCUUAAGUGCUAAUGCUGGCCUUUACAACCAGUCUGACGUAGUUGCAAGGUUUGGAGCUUCCUCAACAUCUGUCUUUGACAUUUUGAACGGAAAAAUUGAUGGAACCACCAGUUUGACAAGGAAGAGAGGAAUAAAACUGGCUACCACUGUGUCCCUGGAGCAUAAUAAUGUGGAGGCAAACCAUGAAUGUGCUGUUAGUCUCACCAAAAGGAGUAUGGAAGGUUCUGUAGCCAACACUGCUAAAAUCAAUCUCCCCUUCCUCAAUCUAGAAUUGAAUCAAGAACUCACCGGAAAUACCAAGACCAAGCCAAAUGUUGUUUCCAAGAAAAAACUAAAAUACAUGUUUAACAUUCCUCUGAUUGAGUCUGUAGGCAAAGGAAACAUUGAAAUGAACUGGGCACUGGAAGCACUUUCUUCUUAUGUGUCACUGGAGACCUCUACCCAAGGAAAGUCAGACAUAAUGAUAAUGGACAGUUGUAACUUUGCUGGAGAUCUAGAAAAUGAGGCUAAUUUCUACCUUAAUGCCAAUAGCCUGCGUUCAACUGUCAGGACUGUCUUAAACUCAAACAUUGACAAACAGGAAAAUCAAAAACAAAGCUCAAACAACAUUUUUCAGUUUAACAUGAAUAAGAACGUGGCUCUUGACGUCUCCUUGCAGCGAAUGUUUGCAACAGUUGGCUACACCAGUAAUAACUAUGUUGAUUUCACAAAUUUCAACACAAAUGGAAAGCACAUUGUUAAGGGAGAACUAGAUUUUGUUCCUUUAACAACUUUCAAAACUACAUUGAGCAUUGCUGCAAGUCAGCCAAGUAGUUUGGGUCAUGCUGAACUUAUUCAGAGCAUCAACCUUGUCAUCAGCUCAGAUAAGCAGUCUUUCACUUGGAGUUGUAAGGAACAGCUGGCAUCUCUUAUCCAUGCUUGUGAUUUACUUUUGUCUAAUGAUAAAUCUGAAGUACGCAUGGACUUCACCAAAUCAGUGGAAGGCCACCUAGCUUUCUUGAAGUCAGUUAGGCUUCCUGUAUAUCAGAAGACCCUGUGGGAUGUUUUCAAGUAUGAUCAGGUCACAAAUAUGGAUGACUUACAAUUCCUUAACAUCUCUUCCAGCAUUGUGUACACAAAGACCAUGGAUGGCCAGGAGUAUACAAUUCCAUUCAAACUAUUUGAAAACAGCAUCACUUUUAUCAUCCCUGGGAUUAGUAUUGCAGUGCCUUCUUGGGUAAAAGAAAUUCCAUACUCCAUAAGGAACAUAGACAUGCGAUUUGAAAACCUGGAUGUCCCUGAUUUUUUCACUCUUCCCCCUGCAAUCUCAGUUCCAGCCUUUGAUGUGCCAUUUACCAAUUUGCAUGUGGAACACUUUACAAUUGAUCCUAAGAACCUUACCAUCCCUAAGGUUAUCACCACUACGGACUUUGAAAUCAUGUUGCCUGGCUUGCCAAAAAUGUCAGUGCCUAGUUACGAUAUUGAAACAGAGUAUCUACAGGGGAAAAUGUCAUUCCUUUCAUUUAAGAUGCCACAGUAUGGAAUCACAGUCUCAUCUUUCACACUACCAAAUUCCCUUACAAUUGAAGAGCACACCAUCAGCCUAAAUGAAAUCAUAAACCAGAUUUCCAACUUCCAACUUCCAACCAUCGUCACCCCAGAGCAAAAAAUUGAAAUCCCUGAAAUUGCCUUACAUCUGCCUUCAAGUGUGUUUAUUCCAGCUUUUGGAGCCCUCAUGGCCACUCUGAACGUUUCCUCCCCUAUAUAUAAUGUAUCAGCAACUGCCAAUGUAGAGAAAAAGGAUUCAAAUCUUGUAACCUCGCUGAAUUCAAUUUGUACUUCUACCAUGAUCUUCUUGGAAUAUGACCUCUCUGCCAGUGCAACCCUUGGAUUUGAUAAUGGAGUAAUCAAGCUAAAUGGGAAGUACAACUUUAUUCACAGUGAUAUAAAUGUCGACUGGCAACAUGUUUUGGCACAAAACCUAAGGAUGAAGCGCCAAACCCCUCAGGCUGGUUCUAUGGAGUCUCGUAAUACUCUCAAUGUUGACAUCACUAGUCGGACAUUUGUUGAUGCAAACUUCCGCUUUGCUUCCCGCAAAGAUGGCAUCACUGCAUCUAUGUCUUGUCCAUCAUCUGGUUUCCUUGGAUUGCAGUUUCAGCGGAGGUCUCCGUCACAGUUUUAUGGAAAACUGUUCAGUCGCUACCUGUCUACCCCUGAAAAGGAUACUGAUGUUUUCACUGCCAAAGCCAUGCUGAGAAACUCUCAGUUUAUCUUACAGACAUCAUGGAAUUGGGACUUCCUCCAUGAUGUGAUUGAGGGUACCAAGAACAGGAUUCCUGCUAUGACCGAUGCUGUGCUCAAGUUCAUUAACAAGUACCACACUGCCCACUUUGGCUUUGAUCUCAACCGUGGUGGCAUGAAGCUGAAAAAUACAGUUUCCAAUGUCAUAGAGAGAGUUUAUCAUGAGGUGCCUGUGUCUUUUACCACACUGCAGAAUUCAAUCAACCACCUUAGUGAUCAAGGAAAAGACAUGUACAUGAAGGCUUCUGAAAGCUUUAUGUCAAUGAGUGUGCAGGAUGUUAUAGACAUGUUGGCUCACAAAGCUAGACAACUCUUGAAACAUAGUAAAGACACAAUUAAUGUUUUCGCGCAGUCAGUGACAGAGUUCAUGAGUGACACAAAGUUUACAGUGCCUGGAUCUGAAGAAAAGCUCUCAAGCCUGGAGAUGUUCCAGGGAGCUCAUCAGUCUGUAUCAAGAGCCACUGACAGGGCAAUCCAAAGGUUUGCCAGCCUUGUGGAGAAGAUUUCCAAAUACAUCAGGGAAAUCAAGUUCACCAUACCUAGAACUGAUGUUUUCAAUGGAAAUAAAAUCAUGGAUAAACUGAUGUCUUCUAUAAGAUCUGUAUAUGAUCAGUUCAGAUAUUCAGUGCGCAGGGGGUGCGAUUUGCUUCAAAAAACAGUAAAUUACCUCCUCCAAGUGAUUGGUGAAAAAGCAAAGGAUUUCGUCACCCACCUAAAAGAUGCAAAUGUGGAAAUAGCUUCUCAAGUUGAUGCCAUCCACGCAGAAGUUCUGCAGUCUUCAAACCGACAUAUUGAGGAGGUAAAGAGAUAUGUGGCUGAGUAUAAAGACCAUGCCAAAGUGAAGAUUCAAGAGGCUUAUAAUGCUUUAAGAAUGGAGCAGGUAAAUAAUGAUACCAACAAAUUUAUCAGUAUUUUGCAAUCACAUCUCUACAGUGGACUGAAUGAAAGCGUACAUCUCAUGAGAAGGACAUCCCAGAGCACAGCACCGUACAUUAGAGUGAGCAAUAAAAAGAUGGACAUUGAAAUUCCUUUACCCUUUCUUUGGAAGUCUUUCAGCGAAUGGCCAACGCAAUCUAGUCAGUAAGUCAUGGCUCUCUUGAUAUAGUGGUAUCACUAUGGCUCACUGAAUUUAUGUCUGUGUGAAAGAAUGACUUUUUGUUUGAUGCCAAUGAUAAUGUGUUUAAAGAUGUUUUAACUCACACGAUAUAGCCUAUUAUGUGAGAUUUCUUUAAAUUAGAUGAUAUAGACAAUUAUGACCUACCAGUGUUUUCCAUCUUAAAGUUUGAUUAUGGUGUUCAAUUAAACAAUAUUGAAAAUA